Messenger RNA from Acanthochromis polyacanthus (spiny chromis), 5293 nucleotides. RefSeq lists its product as uncharacterized. The transcript is spliced from 9 exons. The coding region runs from base 4012 to 5013 and encodes 333 amino acids. The record is from RefSeq and is a predicted model, not a curated record. Lineage: Eukaryota; Metazoa; Chordata; Actinopteri; Pomacentridae.
CACAGACAGAGCCACAGAUUGUGGUGGAGGACUCUGAAGGAACCAAACCACAGCAAGCCCAAACGAGGAUUUUGGGCAAGACAGAGUCCUCAUUAUCAAAGACAACAUCUGAAGCAGAAGAACAGGUCACGUCCACAUGGAAAAGGACAGAGUCAGAGGUAAUUAUGUCUGCGAUCCCUACUCAAAGUGCGGGAAAUCCAAUCCAUGUCCAUCACUCAGAGUUGAAUACCCUGAACCUCACCGGUGGCUUGCAGUCGAGGUAAUUGAAGGCCUGUUUCACAUCUACAACAAAGAGAUCAGCAACAAAAACAUCUACAUCAUGAAUCAUUACACUGCAGGUGUCAUUCUCUAAGGAGAACGAUCACAGGUUGCCCGAUCUUGUCUGUCUAAGGUGAACUUUGCAAAGUACCAGGCCAUAGUCACAUUUGUUAACCUGAACAAUGUCCACUGGAAGUUUAUGUACAUUAAUGCUGUGAACAACACAGUAUAUCUAAUGGAUCCAGCACCAAGGUCUGCCGAAAAAAUGACUCUGAACUUGCAGCGAAUAAAAAUCAGCGACUACUGGAAAAUAAGAAGAACGUGUCAUGGAAAAACAGACUGGGUUGAGAAAAAAUGGAAAGGAAGAGUUCUGGAAGCAUCCCACCCAGCAAGAUGGCAGUAGCUGUGGUGUCAUUGUCACCAUGAUGGCAAGAGCAGUGAUUGAAGCCUUUCCGAAUCUACCUGCCUUUAACUUUGGGACAUCAAAAUCAGAAAUGUCAAGUGAGAGGAGAAAGAUGGCUGUCCAAAUACUGCAGGCAUCAGGCGACGUCUGACCAGAGCCUUAGAGAUAGUAAGAGUUGCGACACUCCCAUAGGGUGCCGUUGUCCGCUUUCUUUCGGUCUACUUCCGGGUUGUGGAGGCUUGUUUAGUUCCAAGCACCGCUUCUACAGUGAUAGCCACCGUUCAUUUGCACUGCAGGUUGUUGAGUAUAUGUGGAGUAUCCCGAGAGCCCUCACUGAAGACACGAAGACCCUCAUUGUUUCUCCCAUUGUCUAUAAAACAUACUAUUUCAUUCAUCAAAGCAUAAUGAGUUGUUAUUCUUGAAUAUAUAUUUUGUGUAUGUCUUAAAAUGGUUAUAGUGAGUCAACUCCUGCCUGGACACUAUCUGCUGAAUGGACUGUUGUUACUCUGCUUUUCAAUAACUCCCAGACUACGGGUAAGUGAAUCAGAGAAAUAUAGACAUUGUCUGGAAAUACAAUAAUCCAGCUGGGCAAAAAUUAACAUCUUCAAUCAUCUUACAUUUCUGUGUAAAAGUUGAUUUUCCAUGCUAACACGAAUGUGAAACAUUCCCUCCAAAACCCCAAAAGUGUCUUUAAUAUGUCACCUUACGGCUCAAAAUGUAAAACUGACAUUUACAUACAUACUCCAAUGAAUUAAUAAUCAAACAAGUACUUGGAGGUGUGAUUUUAUUCCUUUUUUACCGUGAAAUCGCCGCUCUCAGUCCCAUAGAAGGAAAUGACAGCGCUGCCUGUUUGGAACUAUUCAGGCUUACAUGAACCACGUGACCCCCCCGCUGCCAGAGCAGGAGUGUCGCAACUCUUACUGUCUCGAGAGCUCUGCGUCUGACGUUACGGUGAGCGUAUUGCGUCAUUUCCUGUUUCAGCACUGUGUCGUGUUGUUAGCAUGGCUUCUGCUUCUGCCUCUUCCUCUCCCUCUCCUGCUCAGUGUGCCACAUGUUUAGUUAUUCCUCUGCCUCCUUUAGUGAUAACGAUAUGUGUAAUAAGUGCAGCCUUUUUGUAGUUCUGGAGGCGAGGCUCUCUGAAUUGGAAUCGCGGCUCCGCACCAUGGAAAAUAACCCGCUAGCAGCUAGCCAGGCCUCCUUAGCCGGUGCGGACCGCAAUAGCUUAGCUAGUGUAGCAUCUGUUAGCCGUCCCUUAGCAGCGCCCGAACAGCCGGGUGGAUGGGUGACAGUUCGUAGGAAAAACAGUCCUAAACUCAAGCCUGCUGUCCCGGCUCACCACAAACCGCUUCAUGUUUCUAAUCGUUUUUCCCCGCUCAGCGACACACCCGCUGAGAAACCAACUCUGAUCAUUGGCAGCUCCAUAGUCAGAAACGUGAAGCUAGCGACACCAGCGACCAUAGUUAAAUGCCUCCCAGGGGCCAGAGCGGGCGACAUCGAAGCAAAUUUGAAACUGCUGGCUAAAGAUAAUCGUAAAUAUAGUAAGAUUGUUAUUCACGUCGGCGGUAACGACACCCGGUUACGCCAAUCGGAGGUCACCAAAAUUAGCGUGGCAUCGGUGUGUACUUUCGCCAAAACCAUGUCGGACUCUGUAGUUUUCUCUGGACCCUUGCCUGAUCUGACCAGCGAUGACAUGUUUAGCCGCAUGUCGUCGUUUCGCCGCUGGUUGUCUAUGUGGUGUCCAUCAAACGACGUGGGCUUUAUUGAUAAUUGGAGCUCUUUUUGGGGAAAACCUGGUCUGAUUAGGAGAGACGGCAUCCAUCCCACUUUGGCUGGUGCAGCUCUCAUUUCUAGGAAUAUGGGUGAUUUUAUUAGUACUCCUAAAGCAUGACAACCCAGAGUUAAGACCAGGAUGCAGAGUUGUAGUCUUACACACCUCUCUGCAGUUUCCUCACAGCUGUCACCCUCCAGUAAUUCAGUUAACUUUAUUGAGACUGUGUCUGUCCCCCGACCACCAAAAUUCAAUAAAUUACACAAAUCAAAAAUAUACAAAAGAAAUAGUAACCAUAAAAAUUAAAUAAAAAUUAAUACCACUAUUUCAACAGAGCACAGAGACAGGAAAAUUAAAUGUGGUCUGUUAAAUAUUAGAUCUCUCUGGUCUAAAUCUCUGCUAGUAAAUGAGUUGAUAACUGAUCACCAGAUUGAUUUGUUCUGUUUGACUGAAACCUGGUUGCAGCAGGAAGAAUUUGUUAGCCUAAACGAAUCAACUCCCCCUAGUCAUAUUAACUGUCAUAUUCCUGGAAUCACAGGCCGAGGAGGAGGAGUAGCAGCAAUCUACCAUUCUAGUUUAAAAUUGAACCAGAGGCCUAAACCUGAUUACAGCUCAUUGGAAAAUCUCACUCUUAGUCUCUCUCAUCCAAAUUUGAAAGCUCAGAAACCAGUUUUAUUUGUUGUUAUAUAUCGUCCUCCUGCUCCUUAUUCUGAGUUUUUAUCUCAAUUCUCAGACUUUUUAUCUGAAUUAGUGCUCAGUUCAGACAAAGUUAUUAUUGUGGGUGACUUUAACAUUCAUGUUGACGUAGACAGCGACAGCCUUACAACAGCUUUUAAUUCAUUAUUAGACUCAAUUGGGUUUUCUCAACAGUAGCUUUUGAAUUGGCUGUUAGACCUGAUGAAUCUUUAGAAUUCUUCACUCCUAUAUGUCUCUCUGAACUAAUUUCAACAGUUUCUACAUCCAAACCAUCAACAUGUCUUUUAGAUCCUAUCCCAACUAGACUCUUCAAGGAGAUUUUACCUUUAAUUAAUUCUUCAAUGUUAGAUCUGAUUAAUCUCUCUCUAGUAACAGGCUAUGUACCACAGGCUUUUAAGGUUGCUGUCAUCAAACCUUUGCUUAAAAAGCCCACUUUAGAUCCAGAUGUGUUAGCUAACUAUAGACCGAUAUCCAACCUACCAUUUCUCUCUAAAAUUCUGGAAAGAACAGUUGCAAAUCAAUUAUGUGAACACUUACAAAGGAAUAAUUUGAAAUGUUUCAGUCAGGCUUCAGAGUGCAUCAUAGCACAGAAACAGCUCUGGUGAAAGUUACUAAUGACCUUCUCAUAGCAUGAGAUAAUGGACUAGUCUCUAUACUUGUUUUGUUAGAUCUUAGUGCAGCGUUUGACACAAUCGACCACAACAUUUUAUUACAGCAUCUAGAACAUUCAAUUGGCAUUAAAGGGACAGCACUGGACUGGUUUAAAUCCUACUUAUCAGAUAGGUUCCAGUUUGUGCAUGUCAACAAUAACUCUUCUGAGCAUACUAAAGUUAAUCAUGGAGUUCCUCAGGGUUCUGUCUUAGGACCGAUACUUUUCACAUUAUACAUGCUUCCUUUAGGCAAUAUUAUUAGGAAGCAUUGUAUUAACUUCCAUUGUUAUGCAGAUGACACACAAUUGUAUUUAUCUAUGAAGCCAGAUGAAACUGAUCAGUUAGCUAGACUGCAAGAUUGUCUUAAGGACAUUAAAACCUGGAUGACUUUUAACUUCCUACUCCUAAAUUCAGACAAAACCGAAGUCAUUGUAUUUGGCCCCAAACAUCUUAGAAACUCGCUUUCAAAGCAAAUAGUUACUCUGGAUGGCAUCACAUUGGCCUCCAGUACUACUGUGAGGAAUCUUGGAGUUAUUUUUGACCAGGACAUGUCCUUUAACUCACACAUAAAGCAAGUCUGUAGGACUUCCUUUUUUCACCUGCGUAAUAUUGUAAAAAUCAGAAACAUUCUGUCUCAGAGUGAUGCAGAAAAAUUAGUUCAUGCUUUUGUUACUUCCAGGCUUGACUAUUGUAAUUCCUUAUUAUCGGGUUGUCCAAAUAGCUCUCUCAAACAUCUACAGUUGAUCCAAAACGCUGCUGCUAGAGUACUGACAGGAGUUAGCAAAAGAGAUCAUAUUUCCCCUAUACUUGCUUCUCUUCACUGGCUUCCUGUUAAAUCCAGAGUUGAAUUUAAAAUCCUUCUUCUGACAUAUAAAGCUCUUAAUAACCAAUCUCCAUCAUAUCUUAAAGAUCUGAUAGUACCUUAUUAUCCUAGUAGAACUCUUCGCUCUCAAGCUGCAGGCUUACUUGUUGUUCCUAGAAUUUCUAAAAGUAGAAUGGGAGGCAGAGCCUUCAGUUAUCAGCUCCUCUCCUGUGGAACCUGCUCCCAGUUUGGGUUCUGGAGGCAGACACCCUCUCUAUUUUUAAGACCAGGCUUAAAACGUUCCUUUUUGACAAAUCUUAUAGUUGGGGCUGACUGGGUGACCCACAGGGGUUCGGCUUGUGUCUUCAUUGCACAGCUGACUCCCUCUUGGUCGUCCCUUCGUUCUGCCUCUAGUCAUGCUGCUAUAGGCCUAUAGGCUGCUGGGGGACUUCUCUUGACGCACUGAGCCCUUCUCUAUCUACCUUUACAUUUAAUAUGUAUACCGUUAUUGCAGUACAUUCACUCUGUUUCCCCCUGUGCUAUUUCUCCGAGUGUCCCUGGUCCCAGAGCUGGAUGCUUCAGAUCUGUGGUUGAUGUUCCACCAGCUGGUCCAGUCUCCCCGGUGUUGGGCUGGUUGCCGUCCCUUCGGCGGGGCGCUCUGCCCCUGUGUCUGGCUUCCCGGCUGCUUGGGGCCGUCGGCCCCCCUUGGGGGUGGG